Messenger RNA from Meloidogyne enterolobii, 3872 nucleotides. NCBI's taxonomy places the organism in Eukaryota, Metazoa, Nematoda, Chromadorea, Rhabditida, Meloidogynidae. The record is from the annotation of a GenBank genome assembly.
UGUCAAAAAUGCGUUCUGCACUUUGCAGUCCUGAUGGUUCUAUUCGGUUAGCUUGCCUUAGAACAUUUUAUCAAAAUUUUGAUUCAUUUGAAUAUUCAUUGUUUGUGGAAUCAGUCAAAGAACUUUUUGCUAUUCUAAUAGAAGUUGAAGAGUGCCCAGCAGAUUUUAAUAAUUAUCGACAACGUGCUCAACUCCUUAGACGUCUCAAAUUUACUUCAUUUGAGAAAAUUUUUUCUGACACUACAAAUACAAUUAAAGAAUUAGGAAAUGGAACGAAUAUAGCAAUGUUGGUAUUAGAUUGGCUUUUCGCGCAGUUUUACGAACGUUUUACCCUUUACUGGCCUUUACUUGUUGAACCAAUAGAAUCUUAUGCUCGUGGAAUUGGUUUUGAUGGAUUUUGGUAUUGCUUUGAAAAUGCUAUGGAUUUUUGUUGGGAAAAAAUUUUUGAAAUUAAAAAGGAAAAGGAAGGAGAAGGGGAUUCUACUUGUGAUAAUGAAAGCAGUCAACAACUUCCUCCAGAUUUUAAAGCUUUUCGUCUUCAACUUUUACGGCUACUAAUUAAACUUCCAAUUAAUACAAUAAAACCGGAAAAGAGAACAAAUUAUCUAUCACCAAAAUUUUUGCGUUUAUACAGAGAAGAAUUCGUUCAAAUAGAUGAAUUUGUUAAUACUUCAAAAAUGGAAGAGGAAAAUGAAGAGAGCAAAACUGAUACAAAUGAUGAUGUUCAAGGAAAAGAAUAUCUACGCCCAUUAAACUUUAAUUCAAAAACCGAAGCAAUUAAACCAUUAAAAGCUAUGCUUUCUUUAUUUGGCAAAUUUAAUAAUCCUAAGCAAAUUUACAAAGAAGAAGAAGUAAAAGAAAUGUAUUAUGAGCUUCUUCUAGUCAAUGAAUCUGAAAUACAGCGUCUUGCGUUAGGAUGUUUGUAUUGUUAUAAGUACAAUUGGCUAACCCCUUAUAGAGCAUCUUUGGAACGUCUUUUAAAUGAAAAAUCUUUUCGUGAACAACUUGUACUUUUCAGUGUAGAUUCUCAACAGACAGAAGCACUUUCAAGUGAACAACAUGGACGAACAGUAGGAAAAAAUUCGUCGAAUACAGUUCCACUUUUAGAUGAACAUCGAAAAGAUUUUAUUCCAAUUUUGUUAAGAAUUCUUUAUGGUUCAUUACACACACAUGUUCCUCAAAGAGGAAAGGCUAGACGCAUUGCUAUUUUUCGUUUUUUGGCAAAUUGUUUAUCCGAUGAAUUGCAACUUUUUCUUCAACUUAUGUUUGGCCCUAUUUGUUCAUUUUUUGAAAGUGACGAUACAAAGACCGAUAUUUCUAUCUCGAAAACUUUGAAAUCUCUUAAUGACAAAAAGUCUCAAGUUUCAUCAGUUUCUCUAAAUAAACUCAAAAGCAUUCUUGGCUCCUUAACAGAUUUUUUCAUUUUUCUUGGUCCUUCUUUAAGUGAUUUUCAAACAAACUUUCUUUUUAAUAUUUUGCUUUUAUCUGGAAAAAUAAUUUUGCUGCGUGACCAAAUGUUUUGUGAAAAUAAUUUAAUAGAGGAAGAAACUAUGCCAUUAAUUAGACAAUUAAAAAACUUGAGACUUCUUUUUAUGGAAACGAUUACCAAGUUUCUUCAAACUUUUGAGACUCGUAUUAUUUUUGUUGUUUCAAUUGAAACUUUCUUCAACGAAAUUUUGACUCCUUUAAUCGAGAAUAAAGGAAAGGUUGUUGCUUCUCAACAAAAGUGUUUGAUUUUAUUGCCAUCUUCAUUAAUUAAACUGUUUUGUUUUUGGAUAAAAAUAAGAAGAUAUCAACCAUUACUUAAUGUCCCCUUAUUGAUCCGAACUACUACAAAUUUGGAAAGUGAUGCUAUUGAAAAAACAAUAACUACUACACCUUUUUCAUUGCUUUGUGAUCAACUUUUAAUAUUCAAUAAAGAAGAUGUUAACAGAAUAAAAAAUGUACAUGUUGAAAUUGUGCAAGCUUGUAAUUUGUUGCUUAACUCUUCGGAUGAUCAAAUUUUUGUUCCAGAUGAAAACGAUUUUUCUUUAUUACUUCCUCAAGCAGAAAUACAAGUUGAGAAGAUUGAAACUAUUAAUGAAAACAGUCAAGUUACAUUUGGAGUUGGCCUAAUUCUUUCCAAAUCAAAUGUUAGCAAAAUUCUUCAACAUUUGUCUCAUUUUAUUGAUGGGGACCAUUCAAAGAUUGCUCGUUUGCCACCCAUUUAUUUUGAAUUUAUUAACAAUCUAAGUUCUCUUAUUCACGACCCAGAAUUUGGUCAACUUUUUGCACAAACACUUCUUUUAUACAUUACAAAUAAAAAUGGAAAGGUGUUACGUCGUCAAUCUGUUGAUAAAGUUUAUAAUCUUCUUUCAACUUUUACUAGACUUUGUGUUUAUUUGGAGUAUCCUUUAAUUGCAAUUCGUUUAAUCAGUCCUCUUUUCUCAAUUCUUAAUGGACGACAGGCACGAGAACAUCUUGUUGGAAUUUGUUCAGCUCUUUGUGCAAACAAGCAAAUGAUACUGGAAACGGGGUAUUUGUUAAAGCUAAUAGAGUCUCUUGAAAGUUGGGAUGUUAGACGAAUAUCUGAACCAGAUGCUGAUCGUCGAUGUGAAGCGCUUUUAUGUUUACACGACUUGUACGAACGCUGCGACCUUGACAAGCUUUUGGUUAACGGUGCCCAUGAAUUUUUACCUUUGUUUGCUCAUUCACAUGCUCAUGCUAUGAUUAAUUCUUCCGAGAUUUCCUUACGCGGUAGCGCAGCGAAUUGUUUUCGACAAAUAAUUAUAUUUGCUUCAAAACAACCAAAUAAUUUGGAGAAUUCUGAUUCUCUUAAUCCUUGUCAUUUUUUACAUUCACAUUUAAUACCGCUUGUAAUAAAAGGCAUACAGUCUGGUAACGAUGAGAAAAUGGAGCCUGUUCGACAAGAAUUUUUUCAAUGUUUGAUACAACUUAUGCGUUCAUUCCCUAUGGAUUCUCAUUUGACGGCGUUGAGAGAAAUUGGUGGAGAUUCAAUGAUAGUUGAUGAUAGUGACACGAAAGAUCAAGAAAUGGACUUUUUCGAAUGCGCUUUACAUAUUCAGACACAUAAACGCAAACAAGCUUUUAAUCAACUUGCAAAACGUUUAAAUAAUGAUGAGGUGAUUUUUAACUAUAUAUUUUUUAAAAAUUUUUUGUUUUCAUUUCAACAGCUUAAAAUCAGUCAUGUACCUUUAAUUCAAUACAUUUUGCCAAUCAUCGAACCUUAUUUCCUUGAAAAUGCUCCAAAUCGUGUAAUGCUAGCUGAACAAGCUUUAAAUUUGUUUACUGCUAUUCUCAAAAGGGUUCCUUGGCAUAAAUAUGUAAAAAUUUUGAUCAAAUAUAUGAAUCAAAUUAACAUUGAAGAACGUACAAAACAGGCUGUUCGUUUGGUGAUUGCAACACUUGAUGCUUUUCAUUUCGAUCUGCGUGAUUUAAAACAAAAUUUAGAAUUAACUUCUACUAUUGCAGUUACUGAAGAGAUGCUUGAUCAAAAGAAAUCUAAAAAUUCAAAACAACAAAUUUUUGCCUUUGUAAAUGGAAAAAUACUUCCAAAACUUAGAGAAUUGCUUCGACCAAAGACCCAAUUCAAUAGUCAUAAACGAGCUCAGAAUUUUACUUCAAACAUUUUUCAAUAUGAAGAUGAAAAGUUACUUCGAGCUCCGUUGGUUUUAGCGACAGCUAGGCUUUUUAAAUGGCUUCCUCAACGUGUUGUGGAUCAAAAUAUGAAUGGGUUAGUUAAUCUUUACUAUCGUGGAAAGCAUCACUUUUUGUUUCGAAAGAAUCUGACGGUUCCAGAAGGUUUUUGGAACCGUUUCCUAAUGUUUUUUAGAAUUUUAAUGUUUCUACGGUUGCUUCAAUCGGUUCCCUAA